This is a messenger RNA of Hypomesus transpacificus, 3221 nucleotides long. RefSeq names its product zinc finger MYM-type protein 1-like. The transcript is spliced from 2 exons. Bases 95 to 1654 code for a protein of 519 amino acids. The record is from RefSeq and is a predicted model, not a curated record. NCBI's taxonomy places the organism in Eukaryota, Metazoa, Chordata, Actinopteri, Osmeriformes, Osmeridae.
GUUAGAGUAUCUGGAUAGCUGGCGUUGUGGGAUGGUACUGUAUAACGUUAGCUAAGCUAGCUACAAUCAGUAACUGUAUGUCAAUUUGCAGACAAUGAAAAGAAAGUCCACGUCGGAUAUUGCUUCUUUUUUUAUAAAGAAAAGUGGUUCCGGGGAGACGCAGCAGAGCGUUAGCUCCGAACCCAAUGUUGUUGUCGAAAGUGAGGAUACCAUUGGCGUCAGUGAGCAAGCAUCACAGGUAGAGUCAGAGAGGGAGCACGACAAAACAGAGGCAGAACAUGACAGCGACGCCCAGACACUGGCAGCAUCAGAGUCAGCAGUUUUGCAGGAUAGUGUGGAACAGGUAGCAGAAAAAGAGGUUGACAACCAAGCGAGGCAGGACUUAGCUAACGCUGUUCUAUCCGUUCCUGGACCAACAGAUAUAUCCCAGUCAAGAGAUGAAGGGCCUAAACAGCCACAACUGAAGCUUUUCCCUCGGACCUUCCAGGGAAAUAGAAGACGGAGCUUCAUGAAAGAGUGGUACAGUAAGCAGAAAUGGAUAGAAUACUCGCAAAGUAAAGACUCUGCGUACUGCUAUGCUUGUCGGCACUUUAGUCUCCCUUCUUCAGGUAAUUCAGUGUUCACAUCUGAAGAGGGGUUCAGAAAUUGGAAAAAAGCAACUUACAAAGAUGGGGGUUUUGUUGGCCAUGCAAAAUCUGAAUCACACUGUAAUGCUAUGUUAGCAUGGGCAGAAUAUAACAAGGUGACUGCAGGCAAAUGCUCUCUCUCAGCCUCAUUAAAUGCAGAGUAUAAUAAAUUAGUGAGGGAAAAUAGAGAAUACAUAAAAACUGUUGGAGAAACCUUGCUCCUCACAGCCACGCAAAACAUUGGACAGAGAGCACAUAAUGAAACAGAAGGUCAGAACAAAGGAAACUUUCUUUCUAUCAUGGAACUGCUAGCAAAGCAUGAUCAAACAGUCAAAAGAAAAAUGACAUGUCAAAGAAAUGCUACAUACCUUGGUCAUAAUACACAAAACAAAAUGAUUGAUUGCCUAGCUGAAAUGGUCCGUUCCUCAAUAAUUACUGAAGUUAAACAAAGUGAGGUUUUCAGUAUUAUGGUUGAUGAGACCAAAGACAUUAGCAAAAAGGAACAGAUGUCUUUUUUAGUGCGUUAUUAUUACAAUGGGUCAAUAUGUGAAAGUUUUCUCACCUUUGAGGCAGCAGAACGCCUCAAUGCUGCAGCACUUUCACAGAAAAUUAUAGAAAUACUACAGAAGUAUGGCCUUGACUACAGAAACCAUCUAGUUGGGCAAGCAUAUGACGGUGCCUCUGUUAUGAGUGGGAAGAACAGAGGUGUGCAAGCACGCAUCAAGUCAGAUGCCCCCUUAGCUUUUUAUGUUCACUGCAAUGCACACUGCUUGAAUUUAGUAUUAGUUGACAGUGUGAAAUGCAUCCCUGAAGCCUAUUGUUUCUUUUCUCUUUUGCAGAAACUGUAUGUUUUUGUGUCUGGGUCAUAUGUGCACCAAAGGUGGUUAGAGGUACAGAGGGAGAUGUUUCAGGGGCCCCCGAGAGAGUUGCAAAGGCUGAUAGAGAUACGGUGGGCAUGUAGGUACAAAGCUUGCAAGACCGUGAAGGACAGACUGCCAGCUAUCAUGCGUCUACUAAAAGAAAUUUGAAGAAAGAAAUGGUGACAGAGCUGUAGAGGCAAGAGGUUUAUUGGCCCAAAUAGAUCUGAAGUUUGUUGGACUCCUUGUUACAUUAACCAAUGUCUUUGGUGAAAUAAAUCAUCUAUCAGAUGUUUUACAGUCCCCACAACUCAAUUUGGGCACAGCUGUUACCCUUAUCGACUCUCUUGCUGAAACUUUGAAUAGUUAUAGAGAGGGCUCUCACUUUAAUGAUAUUUGGGACAGUACUGUGACCCUUACCGAGCAAUGCAACAUCGGUAUUGGACCUCCAGGGCGUCAGGUCACACCAAGCUCUAGGCUUGAAGGUUACUACAUUUCCACUCCAAUAGCUCAAAGACAGGUCAACACUGAUAAGGAAUCAUUUCGGGCAGAUUCUUUUAUUCCCAUUAUUGAUGUGUUUCUCUCUGAGGUGAAGAGAAGAUUUUCAAAAGAAAAUAUUGUAAUACUGGAAGGGAUACAAGCUUUGAAUCCCAGCUGUUCCACAUUUUGUGAGAAGAAUGUAGUGUUACCAUUUGCCUCACAAUAUAAAUGCAGCACUGAGGAUCUAGAGUAUGAGAUUCCUCAGCUAAAACUGACUCUAAAUGGGAAGAAAUCUAGUGGUUUGAAAACACCAACCAGUUUAUUAGAGCUUACUGUAUUUCUUGAGCCAUAUAGGGAGAUGUUCAAUGAAAUGUUUAAACUAUGCAAAAUAGCACUUGUGUUACCUGUGAGUACUGCAGCCUGUGAGCGCAGUUUUUCAGUGCUUAAGUUAAUUAAGACAACCUUAAGGAAUACAAUGAGUGACGAGCGGUUGAGUAAUUUGGGGGUGUUAAGUGCAGAGUCAAGAAGGGCUAAGGCCAUAAAUCUAGAGGAUUUUGUAAAUGUGUUUGCCCAAAGACACAAAAACAGGCGAAUAAAGCUGUUUUGAAAAGAAUGUAAACACGUCAGUAGUCCAUGAUAAUAAAGGUUUUAUUUUUUUCAUUUGGGGUCUUUUGAACAUAUCUUUUUACUUAUAUAUUGUUUAUGUUUAUAAAAAGGCACAGCAAGGGCCAAAUAAAGCUGCAUUGAAAUUUUUUUAAUGUUUUUGAACUGUAUUGAAAUUAUCGGGUCAUCGGGUAAUAUUUUAACUUUAGAAGGCUUGUUUGUUUCCAGUUAAUGUGUUUCUUAUAUACUAGUGUAAUAAUUUGACUAAUACGCUCUUCCUAUUGGUCCAGAGACGUUCUCAAAAGUAAAUAAAUAAAUCAGUUUAUUGACUUUUGAGAACGUCUCUUUUGGACGUCUUUCAACAAUUCUGGUUGAAAGAAAUAGCUCAAAUACGAACACAGCGACUAACAACAAAAGUUGAUUUCUGUGAUAUCUCAGCCAUAGUUGUUCUGUUCACGAAAAAAAGUAUUUGUUAUUGAAACUCCACAGUUGUUGAUAUGUUGCCUUGGAGAUGUAGUGACGUCACCAGUGAGUGCAAGUGCAGCUGCUCCAGAUUCGACGUGUUUGAUUGGGAUCUUCCUACGUAUUGUUGUAGUAUAUAAGAAACCAAAUGUUUACUCUUCGACCGGUCAGCAAACGCUUUGUCGCCUCGAUU